Molecule: messenger RNA, 2679 nt
Organism: Leptinotarsa decemlineata (Colorado potato beetle)
Lineage: Eukaryota; Metazoa; Arthropoda; Insecta; Coleoptera; Chrysomelidae
Gene: centrocortin
Product: cerebellar degeneration-related protein 2-like
Source: RefSeq, a predicted model, not a curated record
UGCCGAUCGACCACCAGUCAGUCAACAGGUGAACACACACCUUGAUACAACACCGUAUCGAAUCCGUAAAACAAACGCAGAUACAAGGAUCAACCUUCGCAGUGUUACUAUCGAUGAAAGGGAGUUUUGUGACACGCGAUCAGAACUGUUUUUCCACUGUUGUAGAGUCACGAGGGAAUGGACUGGUGAUUAAGUGAAUGGACUUUUUUUAGUUAAAUUUUUGUAAUGAUGAGUGACGAACCUGACAGUUUGCAAACCUUGAAUUCCUUGGAUUGUUGGGAUUACAGAUUUGAAUUGGAAUGUCUGGAGGGAAAUUCAGAUCUUCACCUUGCUGCCGAGUUGGGAAAAACGCUGCUGGAAAGAAACAAAGAUUUGGAGACCACCCUUAAAGAUUAUAAAGCUAUCAUUGAGGAUCGAACUCAAGAAAUUGAGUACCUCACCAAACAAACAAACGCCCUCAGAGAGGUCAACGACUCGCGCUUGCGCAUCUAUGAACAACUCGAGGUGAGCAUCCAAGAUCUGGAACACACCAACCACAGACUUCUGCUUGAAAAUGCGGCAGAGAAGAAGCAAAUCAAAAACUUGAACGCCACCAUAUAUUCCUUGGAAGCGAAAUGCGAGGAUUUGCAAUCGACUAUCGACGACCUAACGCUCCAGCUGAAAGUGCUCAAAAAAUCUCAUGCCAGCGAGGCGGCAGAAAAGGCGGCGGCGGAGAGCAUCAGGAAAUGCAUUUCUCCGCAAGAUGACAAGUUGGAGGAGGGCGACGAUUUAGAUUCUUGUGGACGUUCAGAGACAAAGACUCACACUACUUCACGAAAAAAUAAUGUACCCGCCCCACACACGACCGCGGCGACGGACCAACCGAGAAGCUUCGACAGCGGCAUCCAGAACCGAGAAGAAUUUUACGAAUCUGACAGCAGCAUGGAACAAAUGACACAACUGCUCGCUCAACUCGAAAAAACGAGAGCACAGUGCUCGAGAGACGAAAGGAGAAUAGCUGAAUUGGAAGAACAAUUGUCGACGAUGGUGCAGCAGAAUCAAGAGUUCGAAAAUCAAGUGAUGCUUUUCGCCAACAGAGGAGAUGAUUUGAAUGCAAAGAGUAUGCACGAAGAGCUCACGACGGUGGAAGAAGUGAGACAAGGCCAGAUAUGUAGCAGGUGUCUACGCAAUGUUGACUACAGCGAGAGCGAAAUCCUUGACGAUGAUAGUUCUAGCGUGCUGGAAGAAAUGAUGGAGCCAAUAAUGCAUCAUUCUUCAUUCUCCAUGCAAGUUCAGGCCCAUCCCGCCGAUGACUCGAUCGCUGAUCAGUCCGAUAACCCCUACCAAGACCUGGUGGAAAAGUUCGAAGCGUUGGAUGACGUUCGCAAAGCUGUCAAGCUAAACCAAUCGUUCUCCCUUCAGAAAGAAAUGCAAAUGUCAGACGCCUACAGCAUCUUCAACACCAAAGACACCGAUGAGGAAAGCGGCAACGGCGACAGUCUGCACCCCGGAAGCCAUAAGAAAAGCCUCAAAACGUGCUCUACUCCCACUGACUUCUCCGAGGCCGAAACGAACUCUUCGGGAUACGUAGACGAGACACACUGUAAGAGUACGCAAACGGAAGGACGCCUCGGGGAGUUUUUGUUAUCACUCGCCGACGGAGACGAUUGCAAUUUCAGCAGGUACAACGAGCACAAUCUCAUAAACGCGAGAUUCAAGGACAAUCCAGAGUAUCAACAGGUGUUCAAGGAGAUUUUUGUCGUAUUGAAGAAUGCUGCUAAGAGAAAAGCGGAGGGUGGCGACUUACCUCUGCUGGAUGACCAUACUUCCAUGAAAGCGUCCCCCAAGAAACUCUCAAAUCCCCAGAAACCGGACGACGACACACAGAGCGUCGUCUCUUCCGCCAUGUCGGAACUGUCGAAAAUCGUUCCGUCUGCCGUUGUAGAAAACGAAAACCAACCUCCAAAACAGUCUGAGAUAGAAAAAUCCCAGGAGCGAGUAGGACGACCAAAAAUACAUACACUGGACUUUCUCUCAGUCGAAGUGCGCAAACGCUCCUCUUCUAGGCGCAAAAGCAGGCUCUCCGAUGAAGGAGACAGAUCCGAGUCUCCUGCCACGCUCAUUGGCAACAUCACAGUCAACCAUUCCAGUAGACCAAACAGCGCUCGCAAACGUCGCGGACAAUCGAGGAAUAUGACCAUGGAAACUGAUCACGGCAACGCUGCCUCCCCCACUCCGAGUCAAGGUAGUGUGAAGUUUGAAUUCAAGCGUAGCUCGGCUUCUAAGGAUUUACACAAAUUGAAGAAGUUGGACACGACUUACGCAAAGGUGUUGUGUGAAACCAAGAAGAGUGACACUAAGGUUGCGGAAGCUAAGAUUGCGCAAGCGUUAUUCAGUCAGAACAAACGUGACCUUUGGGACACAAGACCAAGUAUGCCGCGAUUUCAUCAUCAAAGACGUUUCUAAUUGUAAUAGUUUUAGGUUGAGUAUUGAGAUCAUGAGAAGAUUGAGGUUGAGGAAUAUUCGCAAGUUUUUGGACAAUGUGAACGUUUGAUGAAGAUUGAUAAUGGAUAGUAGCUUCAACGUGGAAAUAAAUAUAGCCCGAUUCGUUUUUGUUCUACUGAGUAACUACUGAAAUAUUAUCGUAUUCAUAGUUCAACAGAUUGUAAAUUCUAAUUAUAAAUAAUUUCAUAUAAACUA